UGUAGAUUUUUAGUAAGGUCUGUGACCAGGAAGUGUGAGGUCUCCUACUUUGUUCUUCUUCUUCAGUAAUGAUUUAGCUAUUUCAGGUCUCUUUCCUUUCCAUAUAAAGUUGGAGAUUAGUUUUUCCAUUUCAUUAAAGAAUGUUAUUGGGAUUCGGAUCAGGAUUGUAUUCUAUCUAUAGAUUGUUUUGGGUGGUAUGAUGGUUGAGAUUGCACGUCAACUUGGCUGGGCCGUGAUUCUCAGUGUUUUGACAGUUGAAUAAUGUGAUCACUUCCCUGUUGAAAUUUGAUAUGUGAUCACCCCCAUGAUGGAAUCUGCUGAGUGGUACUGGAGGGGGCGGAGCCUGUGGCAGCUCACUGUCCCUUCAGCCUUCAUCUCUCCACCCUCUGCAGCCUACUUCCUUCCUGCUUGCCUUGCCAAGGCUUUUGGCCUGUUCUAGAUCCAGCAGCUGCCUCUUGUCUAACCUCUGGUUUUUGAGACUUAAGCUACCAGCUUACCUACUGAUCUUGGGAUUCAUCAUCCUUCACAGCCUACAAGCAAGAGCCCUGCUCCCCAACUUGCCGAUCAUGAGUUCGCCAGCCUCUGCAGCCUCGUGAAUAGGGGAAACCUUGCAGUCUUGCCUGCCGAUAUUGGAAUUCGUCAACCUUCACAGCCUGUGAGUGAGACCCCUGCUCUCCAACCUGCCGAUCUUGGGUUCACCAGCUUCUGUGGCUGCGUGAAUUGGAAGAGGCAUCUAUCCUGAACCACGGACUUGGAACUUAUCCGGCCUCUAAAAUUGCAUGAGGUGUUUCCUUGAUAUAAAUCUCUACAUGUAUAUUUAUACGUUUUACUUCUCUAGGGAACCCAGCCUAAGACGGGUGGUAUUGACAUUUUCACAAUGUUAAGUCUUCUGAUCCGUGAGCAUGGUCUGUCUUCGCAGUCUUCGUUAUGACAUUACGGUGGUCUCCCAGGAUGGAUCUGUGCAAACACGAUUCGUUGCUGAGGAAUAUUUUGAUGGAAAGUUAUUCCUGCAGUAUGACAGUGAAAAAGGUAGGGCAGAGCCCCAGGGACCAUGGGCAGAAGCCCAGCUGGGAGCUGAGACCUGGGACUUAGAGACCAUGGGCUUUACAGACAUACGUAUGGAGCUCAGAAUGACCCUGUUCGACAUCAUGAAGCUGCAGGAUCAGAAAAGAGGCUUGGAUUCCCUCCAGGAGACCCUGGGCUGUGAGAUCCAGGAAGAUGAUGGCCCCGGGGGCUUCUGGAAUUACUGCUAUGGCAAGGAGCAUUUCCUCUGCUGUCACCUGGAGACCAAGAGAUGGACAGUGCCCCUGUCCUCGGUGCAGACGUUGGCAUUGGAAAUGAGGAAGACCUGGGAUGUAGAUAGGGAUAAACACAAAUAUUACGGUCACCAUGUGGAGGGAGAUAUUUGUAAAAGGCUGCGGAGCUACCUGGACUUGGGGAGAGACUUCAUGGGGAGAACAGAAAAUCACACUGACCCAGCUUCAGGAUGGGGAACCCCUGAGCAAGGACUCCCAGGAGUCUGGGAGUGUCCUGUCCAGUGGAAAUGGGACCUACGUGAUCUGGGUGUCCACAAGUUUUCCUCAAGGGGAGGAGCAGAGGUACAGCUGCCAUGUGGAAGACAGCGGGAAGAACAUGACACACCCUGUGAGCCAUGUGUCUCCAGUCCUCAUGAGGAAACCAAGAAAAAAACUCACGAUCCAGGUCCACUGGUUGGCCCCUGAGCCUCCUGCCUAAAGCCCCCUGGGGAGCCCCUACUUAGAGCAGACAUGUGGGCCUUGAGCAGAGAACACGAGCAGCUACAAGACCUACACCUACACCAGAAGGCAAGGACAGACCACAAUGGCACUGUGUACCUGGGCUCUCAGUCUGUGCUGUCAGCCCCUGACUGCAUUGGUUCAAGGAGGGGAGCAUGGAGUCUUCAGCUUGGUACUUUGGGUUCUACUCCUAGCGUUUUCCCACUAGGAAUCUCAGGUUCUUCAUCUGUAAAACGGAAAAGUGAAGCACUUAUAUCCUUGUGUAGUUGGGAAGAUAAAAAGAGUGAGUUGCUUGUAGCUGCUCCAUGUUAGUUGACAUUAUUUCUGUCAUUGUUAGCAUAAAUUAACUUUGUAUAUAUUUCCCGUUUCCAUUAUGGGUUCCUUCUGUAUAGGAAUCCUACCUCAUAAAAACCCAGAAAGUAUUUCUUUUCAAUUUUAUAGGACAGGAAAAAAAAAAAUGAACCCAUUUUUUAAUAAUUUGCAUGUUUAUUCCAAUUAUGUACAGAUAUUUGCAUAUGGAGCUCUGGAGGCUUAGCGGUUAAGAGCAUGGCUGCUAACCAAAAGGUCGGAAGUUUGAAUCCACCAGCUGCUCCUUGGAAACCCUAUGGGGCAGUUUUACCCUGUCCUGUUGUGUCGACAUAAGUCGGAUUCAAUUCAACAGCAACAGGUUUUUUUGGGUGUGUGCAUGCAUAUACUGUUCAAAUAAAGAUAAGGGUAAAAUUGACUUUUUAAUAAAAACAACUAAUGUCAACUAUUUGGUUUUGAUAAAUUUAUUGAAGCAAAUUUUCUGAGUUUGUGGAAAAAAUGUAAAGAAUAGACACAGUCGGAGAACAGUAGUGAUGUCAGUAUGCCUCCACCCAGUAAGAAUUCAAAAGGAAGUGAAAGGCUGAGCCUGAAUCUCUGACUCUUGUCUCUUGUACUUCUUGUGACUAUUUCUGGCUUUUGCAUCUGCACUUCCUCGUAUUCGGGUUGCAACAUCAGCCGUUUUCUGAUUCUGUCCAUAUCUCGCAAGUUCUGGUUUUCAGAGAAUAUUUAUUAGGCUACAGCAAUUGUUUUAGUGGAAAAUAUUUGACUUUUCCAUCUCUGGAAGGUUUCUGCCUUUCAAAGAAUGGGCCGGUAACUUGAAAUUUGCCUCCAAAAUUGGAGGGCGCCGACAGACUGAAGAAUGAGGCAGGCAACACUACUGUCUCUGUGAAGGAGUUUAUUAGGGAGUUUUAUUAGUCAGUGCCCGGUGGCAGCAGAAGCAAAAUAGAACUCCACGUUCCAGAGUGGGAGGUCAGAGGUUUUAUAGUUGUCAAGGGAAAUAGUGGUUACAAGCCUGGGAAUUCCACAAGACUACCUCAGCAAGAUCACAUAACAGGGCCUUGCAAACAGCAGCAAACUGACAAAAACAGCAGUGAACUAACAUAAAUCCUGAGGGCAGCCAAGUUCAGCCUUUCAAGCCCUGUUUUCCCCUUCACCACCUAACACAGCUUCCAGCUUUUACUUUUAUUUUCUAUUGUCUCACAAUCUGAGAAAGCUGAACGAUAAAGAAGGAAGACCAAACAAGAAUUGAUGCAUGUGAAUUAUGGCGUUGGUGAAGAAUACUGAAUAUACUAUGGACUGCCACAGAAGGGACAAAUCUGUCCUGGAAGAAGUACAGCCAGAAUCCUUCUUAGCAACAAAGAUGGCAAGACUUUGUCUCAUGUACUUUGGACAUGUUAUCAGGAGGGCCCAGUCCCUGCAGAAGGACAUAAUGCCUGGUAAAGUAGGGUCAGCAAAAAAGAGGAAGACCCUCAACCAGAUGGAUUGACACAGUGGCUACAAUGAUGGACUCGUGCAUAACAAGGAUUGUGAGGAUGGUGCAGGACCGGGCAGUGUUUUGUUCUGUUGUACAUAGGGUCACUUUAAGUUGGAGUUGACUCGACAGCACCUACGACAACAACAUUUCUUUUCUUUAUGUCUGAUAUCUUUUUUGUUCCUGAAUUCCUCCAACACUGUCUUUUGUGUUUAAUUGAUUUUUUCUAGUGUAUCAUCUUGAUCCCCUCUACAAAAAGUGGGUGGGUAUGGUUGUUCUAGACUAAAGGUGACUAAAGAGGCACAAUAAAAUGCAAUAUGAGAAUCUUCUAUGAAACCACGUUGGAAAAAAAUACCUAUAAAGACCUUCUGGGAAAAAUCGGGAUAUUUGAAUAUGGAAAGGGCUUUACAUAGUAUUCGGGAAACAUUGUUGAUUUUCUUAGGUGUAAUGAUAUUGCAAGGACAUAGAUCCUUAUUCUUAAGGAGUUGUGCAAAUGUUUUGUAAGUCAGUUGUUGUGAGGCCUGCAAAUUACUUUAGAAUGUUUUGGUGGAAAACCUUAAUCUGUCUUCAUUCUCUCUCUCUAGAUAUACAUAUAGAAAUGACCUGUCAGUCAGUCUAUCUAGAUACACACACAUAUAUACUAACAUCUAUUUAAAUCAUUAAAAAGAGUUUAGGCAAAUAUGACAAAAUUUUAAUAACUGUUGAAUCUCAUUGUACUAUUCUUCCCACUUUUUUGCACAUUUGUAGAUUUUGAUAAGUUGGAGAAAAAGAGAGAGAGAAUGCAUGCUGAAUCUGAAGAUCCUAGGUGAUGUGUUCCACUGGGAAAGCCACUUAAUCUUUCUGUAUGGUGGAUGAAUUUCUUGCCUACAAAAUAAAGAUACAAGAAAAACUUUUCUUGCUUAACUUAGAGAAGCAAUUCUCAAAGUGUGGCCUGUGGACCCCAGGAAUUCUUGAAUCCCUUUCAGAAGGUCCAGGAGAUUUGACAGUAAAACGUAGAUAUUAUUUGCCAGUUUCACUGUACAUUUCUUUUCUUUAUGUCUGAUAUCUUUUUUGUUCUUGAAUUCCUCCAACUUUUCAAUUGAUGGUGCAUAUGCCAGGUACAUGAAACACUUGCCACCUUUGUUGUCUUCAUCAUUUUGUGCGGGGAGUUCAUUCCAAUAUAUGGCGACCCCAUGUGUCACAGAAUAGAACUGCUCCGUCGCGUUUUCAUGGCUUUAAUCUUUAUGGGAGCAGAUCACCAGGCUUUUUCUCCCACAGAGCCACUGGGUAGGUUUGAAUGGCCAAUCUUUCUGUUACCAGCCAAGGGCAAACCAUUUGCAUCACUCAGGAACCUAGCCACAUACCUUAGCAGGAAUCAAGACAGUGGUACCAAACUGUACUAGUAGUCGAGGUAGUCUUUGCCACCACCAUUCACUACCAAAAAAAA
Loxodonta africana (African savanna elephant) is the source of this 4957-nucleotide messenger RNA. RefSeq names its product MHC class I polypeptide-related sequence B-like. Gene Ontology annotation, biological process: antigen processing and presentation of endogenous peptide antigen via MHC class Ib; immune response; antigen processing and presentation of endogenous peptide antigen via MHC class I via ER pathway, TAP-independent. The record is from RefSeq and is a predicted model, not a curated record. Lineage: Eukaryota; Metazoa; Chordata; Mammalia; Proboscidea; Elephantidae. Bases 903 to 1721 code for a protein of 272 amino acids. The transcript is spliced from 6 exons. Gene Ontology annotation, molecular function: signaling receptor binding; peptide antigen binding. Gene Ontology annotation, cellular component: external side of plasma membrane.